This is a messenger RNA of Panonychus citri (citrus red mite), 2801 nucleotides long. RefSeq names its product GATA zinc finger domain-containing protein 7-like. Lineage: Eukaryota; Metazoa; Arthropoda; Arachnida; Trombidiformes; Tetranychidae. The coding region runs from base 305 to 1882 and encodes 525 amino acids. The record is from RefSeq and is a predicted model, not a curated record. The transcript has 2 exons.
AAGUUAACUAAUUAACCUUGAUAAUCGGUUAGUUUAACUUAAAUCUCUCAGGACUAACUAUUGGUUAGUUUAGGUUAGAUUGUCAGUUGAUUUUUUCUUUCCCAGUGAAUCUUAAUUUUCGCAAUCAAAUCAAAUUGUUUUUCUAUUUCUUUUCCGCCGGCUAUUCAAUUUGUUUAAUUUUCUCCACUCAAUCUUAAUUUCUGCAAUCAAAUCAAAUCGUUUUUCGAGCUCCCUUUCCGCCGGCUACUCAAUUUUGUUUCCUUCAUCUAAUAUUUUCCUCCUCGCUGACCAGCCACUAACCACAAUGACCCACCACCAGCAAUACUUUACUGAAGAAUCAAUUUUACCGGGUGGUCAUCCCUAUUGUCUGAGUGAGUCGAUCGCCGGCAAUCUUGUCCCUCCAACCGGAAACAUUUUAAGUCCGCCGCAUCUUCACCCUUACCAUCCCUAUUAUACUUACGAUGGUUUCUCAGCGCCGUCAACAUCAUUACUUAAUUGUGCCGGUGCAAGUCUAUUAAAUGGAUGCAAUGGCGGUUCGACUGUUGGAAUUGGUAUUACAGGCUCGAUUGAAGGAAAAGCCACUACAAGUUCACCCUUGACCAUUUCGGAAUCUUCGGAUGAUCUUCCCACUGCCCAUCCCUAUUGUCUUGAAGAUUCUUCCACCCUUGGUAGUAAUAGUAACUUUGGUCCAACCACGAUGAACAUCAGUCCACCUCCGCUUUACCCUUACCAUCCAUAUUAUACUUACGAUGGUUGUAACAGUUCACCUUCGUCCUCUGUUAACUUUAAUGGACAUUCAAUUGGAACCUUUAAUGGACUCAGUUCUUAUGGAAAUUCACCCGAUACUGGUUGCGAUUUUAAUCUAAGCUCAAGUAGCAGUAGUUGCGAUGGAACUGAAGGAAAACCAUUGACCAUAGCGGAAUCUUCUGGUUCUUAUCAUCAUAAAUAUUUUACUUUUUUAAACGAUGAAGGUCAACACAAUAUCUCAUAUUUUGCUCAUCAUCAAUAUUUUACAGAUGAACAACCAGUCCACCCUUAUUGUCUUGGCGAUGAAACAUCAACAACUCCCGCGAUUGGAAGUAACUAUGGUCCAACCUCGAACACGUUAAGUCCACCUCAUCCUUAUCAUCCUUAUUACAUUUACGAUGGUUACAAUUCAUCAUCAUCAUCGUCCGGUUACCUCAAUUCCAGUGGAAAUGGUAACUCAUCUUUUGGUGGCCCUGUAACUGAUUCUAACGGUAUCGGUGGUUUCAGUGGCUAUAUUAACAACAACAACAAUGAUAAUAAUAGUAACAAUAACUCUGAUUUAAUUGAGACUAAACCAUCAACCAUAGAUUUACCUUUGAUGAUGGCUGAUACUUUCACCUCUUCCGGUUCAUCAUUAUCUUCCGGUAUCAAUGGUCAAACAAUAACUUCAUCAUCAAACAAUUUGAAAAUACAAAGUAAAUCACAACCAUUGACUUUAUCGACCACUCCACCUCCAUCGACCACCACGGGAACAACAACAACAACAACAACUCCACCGAUGAAAGCUCGGCGGAAAAAGAAGGAGCCAGUCGAUUAUGUCCUGUUAGAUGUAAACUCCGCCGGCGAUGAGAAAACUGAAUUCAUCAAGUACGUCGGUAAAGGUUCAUAUAAAUGUCAAAUUUGUGACAUUUACUCGAAAAAUAACAAAGAUUAUAUUCAAGAUCAUAUUAACAUCAAACACUACAACAUCAAGAAAAACUAUGAGUGUUUAUUGUGUAACAUCACCUUCGCAUGGCGAAGUGGUGCUUUUAAACACCUCAAAAAGUACCAUUCGAUUGAAGGUAAAAACACAAUCAACUUUUUCCGCGCAAUUUCGAAACGUCAUGUUUACCAUAGCCAAAGGAAACGUAAAUGAACAAUUAACUGUCUCACAAUUAACUUUUAAUCGACUGGCAAAUUAUUAUAACUAUCAAAUGUUCAGCUCGAAACUUUGGGUUCAAGUUUUUUUCAUCGAAUUUUUUUUCUCCAUAUCAAAUUUUUCUUCGUUCAAUUCAAGAUCAUCUUCCGUCUUUUAUACUUAAAUGGUUAUUAAGGUCACUUUUUUGUUCGGUAAAUGGUUAACUCUUUUUCGCAAUUGUUUGAUUAAUAAUCAAUUUUUUACAGGAUUUAAUUGCGACAACAAUCAUCAGCUUAAUGGUUGAUUUUUAAUUCUUAUUUGAUUUGAAUUUUUAACUGACAAACUUACUGCAAGUUUUGAACUUUUAAUUGAUUUUGUUACCUUUUCUUAUUAAUUAAUUGAUGAUUAUAUGAUUUAAUAAUUUAAUUGUUUUCUACGGAAUUGUACAACAAUUUUAAAAAUGCUCAUGAUUAACUAAUUGUUAAUAUUUAAGAACUAAAACUUUUAAAAACUUUUUUUCUUUUAAAACUAAACCAAUUUGACAUUAACUGCAAUUUAAAAGCGAAUUACAAACAAUUAAUUUUAAUUCAAAUUCAAUAUCAACUUGUUAUUAACAAUUAAACAAAUUAUCAAAUUGAAAACUUUUCACAAUUAAUUAAAUAGGGUGUUCGUUUAUAUUAAACUCCCAGGUAAUAGAUGAUAAACUCAAUCAAUUUUCAAUUAAUAUUCAAUUGGAGGUGACAAUUAACUUGAUAACCAUGUCGAUCAUGUUAAUCAUGGUUAAUACCCAAAGAAAGUAAAGAAAGAGGAAACUUUUUCAUUCCAAUGGGUAAAUUUGAUAUAAUUACUGUUGAUCAUGAUACAAAAGUAACAUGAUCAGACUCACAAUCAGUUCAAUAAUCAACGCAAUCUCCUCAAGAACUGAAUACCCACCGAG